Molecule: messenger RNA, 1560 nt
Organism: Cercopithifilaria johnstoni
Lineage: Eukaryota; Metazoa; Nematoda; Chromadorea; Rhabditida; Onchocercidae
Source: the annotation of a GenBank genome assembly
AUGUUGAUUGUAUUGAUUGUUCGGUUACUUGCUUAUGUAUUAUUGCAGUUUAAUAAAGUCCUUCUGGGUUGCGGCAUUGGGCUGUAUUUGUCUUGGAUGUCUAGUUCAGGCUUUUUCUGGCAAGUAUAUCAGUUGCUUCUUGAGAAGUCGUUGUUGGAUGUUACGGAUUUGGAAGUGGUGGAGGAGCAUUAUUUGACAUCAGAAUGGAAAGCGCUAAUUUCUUCCAAAUCCGUUUCAUGCAUUUCGGUAAUAGCUACCGUUAUUGCUUGCGGACUCUCUGCUUCUCAUCAGAUAUUAGGCCUCUUGGUGUUUCCUGCACUUUUCAUCGGUUUGGUGGAAGCUACCAAGCGGUUUUGUUAUUAUAUCGUAUCUUCCUAUGCCAGUGUGUCAGCUGAUUUCGAUUCUGUUUCCCAUCGUAUUGUUGCUGCCAUUCGAUCCCGAGAAGUAGCGUUUUUUGGACUGCGGAAGAAAUUUGACAUGAAUCCAACUGUGUGCUUACGUUCGUUCCGGCUUGAACUGUUGAAAGCGCUUCGUUGUGAAGUUCAGUAUCAUGUGCAUAUGACGAGAAAUUUGUGUAGAUAUAAUGAUUCGGAGUUGUUGUGUGAGAUGUUUACGCUCGAAAUGUCGCGAUUGGCCCUAGAAGAUAAUGUAUGCGAAGAGUUUCUUCAGCUAUCUGCCUUGAAGGAGUUAUGGCAGUUAUUGUUUCUUUUACGGAGUGAACAUCUUCGGCUUUUUCUAUUGCAUUUGUCGUGUCCUUCACGCAAAUUGAUACUUAUAUUUUUGGAUCUCUUUCGCGAAACACUGCUUCUACGAAACAGCACGUCCAAGCUUUUAUGUAGCCUUGAAUUUAUCAAUUAUCGUGAUUGCUGUGCAGCAGAGAAGAAAAUACGAAAAAUCUCGCCUUUUUUGUCAACUGCGGAGAAGAUUCUAGCGCACCUCAGUUUUGCUUCAGAAAUUCUAAAUGGAAAUGAAAUACCAGAGGAAGAAAAACUUCUGUAUGUUACUGAAAUCUUAAGAGAAGCUAUUGAACUUUCUGCUCCCAAAACACAUAUAGAACGUGAAGAUAUAAAGCAUUCAAACAUGUCAUCAAACUCUUCAGUAUCGGAAGGUACUGACGAUAACGACUCUGCUGCGGAUGAGUUGCCAGUUGAAAAGUUAUAUGAAGGAUUUUCUCUUGUCUCAGAUGACCAGCAAAAGGAUGUGUUCCUCUCUUCAUGGCAGAAAAGCGAGUCAAAUGAAGCAUUAGCAAGAUCUGUGGUUGUAGAAUUAAAAUCACGUCUUGUUGAGCGAAUAAGAGAAAUGGAUGCAGCUAAAGCAGAAAAAACUGAUUAUAGUCAACAAAUGGCAACAGUUGGUGAAUUGCAAGAAGCAUUAACAGUCGAUGAAAACUGUGAUGCUGAGAAAACUGCUGAUCGGGAGGAUUUUAAUAUUUUUAGUUCAAUUUCAAAAAAUAAUGGUAUAUUUCAGUCGAACAUAAAGUUAGAUUUAAAACAAGCCAUCUCACUCGUAAAAUUAGGACCAAGUGUUGAUUUCAUGGAUGAUCCUGGAAAUGUGUCAUAA